AUGGGUUGGUUCAGCAAACAAAAGGAGAUGGAUGACCAGACAAAGCCAGCUACUCGAUCCGCUAGGAAACAGUGCUGGGAAAGCAGAGACGAAUACUUUAAAUGCCUUGACAAAAUAAAUGUUGUUAAUGCGCUGGAUCCUAAAAAUGCCGACAUGAUUAAAAGCCACUGUAAAGCCGAGGAGACGAAGUUUGACCAGGACUGCGCUACAAGCUGGAUUAAGUACUUCAAGGAAAAGAGGGUUGUGGAUAUCAAGAAGGAGAAGAUGCUGCAGAACAUGGAAAAGGAGGGUGCGCAACUAGUCAACCUAGGCUUCGUGCCACCCUCAGCACCCAAGUAG
Eremothecium sinecaudum is the source of this 339-nucleotide messenger RNA. It is a transcript of the gene COA6, whose product is annotated as Coa6p. The coding region runs from base 1 to 339 and encodes 112 amino acids. Gene Ontology annotation, biological process: mitochondrial respiratory chain complex IV assembly. Lineage: Eukaryota; Fungi; Ascomycota; Saccharomycetes; Saccharomycetales; Saccharomycetaceae. The transcript has a single exon. Gene Ontology annotation, cellular component: mitochondrion; mitochondrial intermembrane space; respiratory chain complex IV. The record is from RefSeq and is a predicted model, not a curated record.